AUGGCUUCGCCAACAAAGCGCACACCCCGCAAGGCCGCACCCCAAAAAAAGUGGACCGAGGAGCACCUGCUGACAAGUGAGAAGUCCGUCUUGGUCGGCGCAGAUCUUGUGAAACUAUUGGCGAGCUCUGCAGCAUGGAGCUGUUUGGAGGAAGAUGAGAAACGCCAAAUCUUAGCUCUCCUCCCCGAAAAUACACACCCAAUCACGGAAUCUUCAUCGGAGAAUCCAAAGAAGAUCAUUCCACCUCUACCCGAUUCUUUCGUUCGUUACUCCAACAAUUGGCGAGAUGGUAUCCGCCAGUUCCAGCUUGAUCUCCAAAAUGGCCGCUAUGACCCAGAAUGGUUGUGCCAGGCUGAAGAGGCGCGAGACAAACGUGCAAAUGGUGAUUUCGAUUCCUUUAAAAAUGAUGAAUUCGAAGAGUUCUGGGGCCAGAAGCAGAAAGUCGACAUGAAUCUUGCAUGUGGCGAGAGUGGACGCGUCAAGCUCAGAGAUCUUAUUGCGGACGGUGUAAUCUUGAUGGGUGACGUGUGGAGAUUCCAAUUCGUUUUCGGCAAGGGAGAUGAACGGAUUUUCAUUGACAAGGAAGUUACGGUCCAUAAGAUUCAUCCCGCAAAGUUGACCUUUAUCAUCCCUACCGGUCAACGUGUUUUCCUCCCAAGUGGCUCAGCAAUAGUCCAAGCGACAGAACCACAGACUCAGGAAAGCGGGAAUAGGAACGGGGACGUUAAUGAAUCCACUAAACAAGAAGGAAAUGAAGAGGAGGGAAAAUUAUCUCCGAAAUUGGAUGAUGAUACUUAUCUCGGCAUCACAAAAGAGAUAGCUACCACAGGAAUCAAGAAAGAGACAAUUGCGCCUACACAGGAGAAUUGUCCAGAGCCGAAAGAAAAGCAAAUCUGUCUAACUGGAGAAGCAAGUUCAAAUGACAACGACAAUGUUCAAGUUGUGGUUAUGAGCUCUCACUCUGCAAUUCAGUCAGUACCUGACGUCGUGCUGAAACGUCUAGUUCCUCAGUCUACUUCAGAACCAUCACCAAAGCGAAAGCGCGGCCGACCGCGCAAACAUCAACCCACUCCAGAAUUAUCACAAGAUGUGGAUGCAUCAGACGUUUCUGGGGAGGCUCUCCAACAGAAACUUUUCAAGUCAGAGUCUGUUGAGCUAGAAAUUGAGGUCCAGGUCCAGCAACCUAAAUCUCUGGAUCACAAUUUCACUAACGACAUUACGAAUGCACCCGAGCAAAGCGAACCUGAAAUCCCUACUAAUCACCAUACAAUCACUCAAUCUCCGACUUUUCAUGAAACAGAAAUGGACAUUGACACAACCAACGACUCCACAGCCUUGACCACUGAAUCGCAGAUUAACCUAAUUAAGCCUUCCCCUCAACCAACUUUCAGUGGUCCAGCUGCGAUCAUUGUCACCGUGGUUUCGCCUAACUCACUCGUUAAAGAAAUUUUGAAAACAGACGGCCGCAGGCCAGAUGGGCGAUCAGCGAAUGCCUGGAAAGAGAUCCGCUGCUUCAGGAAUAACCAGGAUAUGGGCUCACUCUUUGAUGUGAGACACACUUGGUAUCUUCAACAGCAAAAAUAG
Molecule: messenger RNA, 1584 nt
Organism: Penicillium taxi
Lineage: Eukaryota; Fungi; Ascomycota; Eurotiomycetes; Eurotiales; Aspergillaceae
Exons: 3
Coding region: 1-1584 (527 amino acids)
Source: RefSeq, a predicted model, not a curated record